GAUUGUCUCAUCCCCUUUUCGAUAACAGUCAGCAGGCACAUCUCUGUUCAUUUUCAGAAACAACUAUUAAGAAAAACAACAUCCAUUUGUUUGUUUAGAUCAAACUAGUGCGAAAUCCAGAGCGGUUUCGGAAUUAAAAAUCAAAGUCCCUAGAAAGAAGACCGGCGAGAAUGUCCUGGCAAAGUGUUCCCCAGUACCCCCAAUACCAAGAUCCCAACCAGCAGUACAACUACGGCGGAGGCUAUCCACCUCAGGGAGGAUAUGGCGGUGGAUAUCCGCCUCAGGGGGGCUACCCGCCGCAAGGACCCCCUGGGGGCUAUCCGCCCUAUGGGGGAGGUGCCCAACCCUAUCCACAGCCCUACGGACAGGGGCCUCCGCCCGGGGGUUAUGCCCCCCAGCCGGGAUUUAUUCAACCACCGCCGUCUGCUGGUGGCUAUGGAGCCUACGAUGAUCCGGAGAGCCAGCCCAAGAACUUCUCCUUUGACGACCAGAGCAUCCGACGCGGAUUCAUACGCAAGGUGUACCUGAUUUUGAUGGGCCAACUCCUUGUCACUUUUGGAGCUGUCGCCCUGUUUGUGUUUCACAAGGGCACCAAGGAGUUCGCCGCUAGGAACAUUUGGCUGUUUUGGGUGGCUCUGGGCGUGAUGCUUGUGACCAUGCUGUCCAUGGCCUGCUGCGAGAGUGUGCGUCGCCAGACGCCAACGAACUUUAUAUUCCUGGGUUUGUUUACGGUUGCUCAAUCGUUCUUAAUGGGAGUUUCAGCCACCAGAUAUGCGCCACAAGAGGUUCUUUUGGCAGUAGGCAUAACGGCUGCGGUCUGUCUGGCUCUAACGAUCUUCGCCAUGCAGACCAAAUAUGAUUUCACUAUGAUGGGCGGCAUCCUCAUCGCCUGCAUGGUGGUUUUCCUGAUCUUUGGCAUCGUGACCAUAUUCGUAAAGGGAAAGAUCAUCACACUGGUGUAUGCCUCGAUCGGAGCGCUGCUCUUCUCCGUUUACCUCAUAUACGAUACGCAGCUGAUGAUGGGCGGCGAGCACAAGUACUCAAUCAGCCCCGAGGAGUACAUCUUUGCGGCGCUGAAUCUCUACCUGGACAUCAUCAACAUCUUCAUGUACAUUCUGACUAUCAUCGGUGCAUCGCGCGACUAAGUGCCGCUCUAUUUCCAUGUAUUGUUUACAAUUUAACCGGAUUUAGCUUUAACCGGAAAACGAAUAUUGUUGUCGCGUAAUCUCAUCGGUAUUUACAUCCUUCCCCAGUGGAGGCAAUCUUCAACUAACGAACUACUAUCUACGAUCUAUAUAUUUCUCGUUGCGUUUGCCAAUUUCCGGUUUCCUUCUAGUUCUAAACGUCAGUUAAGGGUAAAUGAACUUACUUGCUUUUCGUUAUGUAUUUGUAUUCUUGCUUAAGUUGAAGUACGAAUCUAGUGAAUGUUUUCAAAAUUCCCAAAAAAAAUAUAGAUAUAUGUAUACCAAAUGAUAUGCCAUUCAGAUACACAAACCACAAUAAAUAGUCACGUAUAAGCAUAUUUAUGUGAGAAUAUAUAAGCAACAAGGCUUGCAAUUGUUAACAAACGAAACAUUUAACCGUGUGUAAUCACCAAGGAAUCCCGAUUUUUGAAAAUACGACUCAACGAACAUUGUAAACCGUGCAGCGACACUGAGUUUAAAGUCAACAAUAAAGCGCAUCUAUUUAUUAAA
This is a messenger RNA of Drosophila ficusphila, 1694 nucleotides long. It is a transcript of the gene Nmda1, whose product is annotated as protein lifeguard 1. The record is from RefSeq and is a predicted model, not a curated record. The transcript is spliced from 5 exons. Bases 171 to 1145 code for a protein of 324 amino acids. Gene Ontology annotation, cellular component: membrane. Lineage: Eukaryota; Metazoa; Arthropoda; Insecta; Diptera; Drosophilidae.